UGAUAAAGUUUAUUAGUUUUUCAAGAUCAACAUAGCUCAACUGUUGAUAAAAAAAAGAUCAUUAUAAACAACACACUGGAAUCAUUGAGUUGAAUAUAUCCUACACUAAUACAAGAGUUUAUUCACUUCACGUUUUAUGGCUUGUCAUAUAUGUGCAGAAACUAAAUUAAUUGUUAAGCAAAAGAUAACAAAAGAAGUAUAUUAUCUAUUAUAAUAAUAUUUUCCAUUUCAAUUGUUUUGUUUUAUGAAAUUGAAGUGACUUGUAUCUUGUUGCUGAAACUUUCUUAUUUCCAAUACUUCACAUAUUAUCUUUCGAUUUCUAUUUAUUUAGAUCAAUUUUACUGGCUAAUGAUUAUUCAACACAUUUAUAUUAUUCGGAUGUUGAUCUAUUAUCUUCAUCAUCAGAUUUAAUAGAUUUAUUUGUUCGUAUUCAUUCAAAUAUGAAUCAAUCUGAUGAAUUUUAUGGUCUAGAUAAAUGUUUUCAAAAUCGUCCAAGUCUAUAUGGAGAAUUUAAUCAAUUAAAUAAUAAUUAUUAUGAUUCAUUAUUUUAUUAUGAUCAAGCAGCAUCAACAAUAGAUUCAUCAAAAUUAAUGCAAUCAUUACGUUUAUGUGGAUUUAAUCAUAUACUUGAACAAUAUUUACAUCAAAUUUCAUCAUUAUCCGAUCAAAUAUUUUAUCGUAUUCAAUUAACAUCAUUAUUAACUGGACAAAAUAAAUUAACACAAUGGAAAAUACAUAAAGAACAAUCAUCUAAUCAUAUUCGAGAAAAUAUUUUAUCAAUAAUACAACGACAAAUACGUAUUCCAUCAUCAUUAAUACCACAAUUAAUUGAUCAUAAUUUAUGGUCAAAUGUUUCUGAUUUACGUGAAUGUUCUUUGAUUAAUAUUAUUGAUGAUAUUACAAUGAAUUAUCAAAAUAUUGAAAUAUUAUCUAAAAUUUGGAUGAAUCAAUUUCAUAAUGAAAUAAGAGAAGAUAUGUUCGAUCAAAAUGAUGAAAUUUUAUUAACACGUGUAGCUAUAACACAUAAAUUAUUAUUACAUAAUAUUAAUGAAGAUAGAGAAAAUCGAAAUAUCAAACAAAUACUUUUAGCAGAUCUUGUUACACAAUUAUGUCAAAAUGCAUUGGAUUCAAAAAAGCUUCAAUUUGUACGAAGAUAG
Molecule: messenger RNA, 1157 nt
Organism: Rotaria sp. Silwood2
Lineage: Eukaryota; Metazoa; Rotifera; Eurotatoria; Philodinida; Philodinidae
Source: the annotation of a GenBank genome assembly